AUGCCUUCCCUUGCCGGCGACGGGGAAGCCGACCGGUUAACCAACAGGCGGGCACGUUCAUCGGCGACCGGCGCCACCAUCUUGCCAGCCCCGCCGGUCAUGGCGUACGCGUACCCGUACGUCUUCCGUGCUCAGGCUCCACCAGCGAGAGUGGAGGAUCACAAGGCCAAGGACGCCGCGCCUGCUCCACAGGUCAAGGAGCAGUGGCCGGCCGGCAGUGGCAGCAGAAGCGCAGGAGCCGGGUGGCUGGACGGCCUCGGCUCAGGGGAGAGCCAGAGGCUGGCGAGCGCCUACGACCUCGUGGAGACGAUGCAUUACCUGUACGUGCGCGUCGUCAAGGCGCGCGAGCUCCCGGCGAGCGCCGUCACCGGCGGGUGCAGCCCCUACAUCGAGGUCCGCGUCGGCAACUACCGCGCCGCCACGCGGCAUUGCGAGGGGAAGGCCAGCCCCGAGUGGAACCUGGUGUUCGCCUUCUCCAGGGACCGCGUGCAGGCCACGGUGCUGGAGGUGUUCGUCAGGGACAGGGACGCCCUGGGGCGCGACGACUGCGUCGGCAGAGUCGCGUUCGACAUCGCCGAGGCGCCAGUGCGCGUGCCGCCGGACAGCCCGCUCGCGCCGCAGUGGUACCGCCUCGAGAGUACUGCUGGUGGUGGCAAGAUGGUGGCGAACGGCGAGGUCAUGCUCGCCGUCUGGGUCGGCACGCAGGCGGACGAGGCGUUCUCGGACGCGUGGCACGCCGACGCCGCCUCGGUCCGCGGCGGUGACGGCGCGGCGGCCGUGCACAACUCGCGGUCCAAGGUGUACGUUACGCCCAAGCUGUGGUACUUUCGUGUAAGCGUGCUCGAGGCUCAGGACGUCGUGCCGCCCGGUGCCGGUGCCGGCGCCACCGCGGACAAAGGCCGGCACGCCGAGGUCUUCGCCAAGGUGCAGGUCGGCGGCAUGGUGCUCAGGACUCGGCCCUGCACCACCAGGGGUCCGGCGAACCUUGCGUGGAACGAGGAGCUGGUGUUCGCCGUGGCUGAGCCGUUCGAAGACCCGGCGGUUCUUAUCAUCGAGGCCCGCGUGCACCCCGGCAAGGACGAGAUCAUCGGGCGCGCCUUGCUGCCGCUCACGCUCUUUGAGAAGCGGCUAGACCGCCGCCCGGUCCAGUCGCAGUGGUUCAGCCUGGAGCCCUUCGGGCGUCCGGUGCGCCCGCCGGAGUCCGUCUUCGCCGGCCGCGUGCACCUCCGCGCGUGCCUCGAGGGCGCGUACCACGUCAUGGAGGAGCCGAUCAUGUACGCCAGCGACACGCGCCCCACCGCGCGGCAGCUGUGGCGCCCGCCGAUCGGCGUGCUGGAAGUCGGCGUCCUCGGCGCGCAGGGGCUCACGCCGAUGAAGACCGUCGACGGCCGGGGCAUGACCGACGCGUACUGCGUCGCCAAGUACGGGCAGAAGUGGGUGCGCACGCGAACCGUGGUGGACUCCUGCAGCCCCCGGUGGAACGAGCAGUACACGUGGGAGGUGUACGACCCGUGCACGGUGCUCACGCUCGCCGUGUUCGACAACUGCCACCUCGGCAACGGCGCCGCAGGCAACGGCGCCGUCAUCAGGGACCAGAGGAUCGGCAAGGUCAGGAUCCGCCUCUCGACGCUAGAGAUGGACAAGGCGCGCACAAGCGCGCACCCGCUCGUCGUGCUGCACCCGUCCGGCCUGCGCAAGAACGGCGAGCUCUGCCUGGCCGUGCGCCUCACCUGCCUAUCCCUCGGCAGCGUCGUGCGCCUCUACGGCCAGCCCCUCCUCCCCAAGGUGCACUACAUCCAGCCGCUCACCGUCGUGCAGCUUGACAGCCUGCGGCGGCAGGCGAUGAGCAUCGUGGCGGCGAGGCUGAGCCGGGCCGAGCCGCCGCUGCGCCGUGAGGUCGUGGAGUACAUGCUCGACGCGGACUCGCACGUCUGGAGCAUCCGGCGGAGCAAGGCCAACUUCUUCCGCGUCACGGCGCUCCUCUCAGGUGCGGCCAGCACCGCGCGGUGGCUCGCCGACGUUUGCCGCUGGAAGAACCCGGCGACGACGGUCCUCGUGCACGUGCUCUUCGUCACCCUCAUGUGCUUCCCGGAGCUCAUCCUGCCGACCAUGUUCCUGUACAUGUCCACGGCUGGCCUCUUGAACUACCGUCGCCGGCCGCGACGGCCGCCGCACAUGGACGCGAGGAUCUCGUGCGCCGAGGCGAUCCACCCCGACGAGCUCGACGAGGAGCUGGACACGUUCCCGACGUCGAGGCCCAACGCCGUGGUGCGGCUGCGGUACGACCGGCUGCGGAGCGUGGCCGGGCGGAUCCAGACGGUGGUUGGAGACGUGGCGACGCAGGGAGAGCGGAUCCGGUCCCUGCUCGCGUGGAGGGACCCGCGGGCCACGGCACUGUUCACGGCGUUCUGCCUCGUCGCCGCCGCCGUGCUCUACGUCACACCGAUCCGGGUCGUGUCGCUCGUCGUCGGCCUGUACGUGCUCCGCCACCCGAGGUUCCGGGGCCGAAUGCCGUCGGCUGCCAGCAACUUUUUCAAGAGGCUGCCGUCCCGAGCUGACACUAUGCUGUAG
This is a messenger RNA of Miscanthus lutarioriparius, 2571 nucleotides long. Lineage: Eukaryota; Viridiplantae; Streptophyta; Magnoliopsida; Poales; Poaceae. The record is from the annotation of a GenBank genome assembly.